Molecule: messenger RNA, 2975 nt
Organism: Cuculus canorus (common cuckoo)
Lineage: Eukaryota; Metazoa; Chordata; Aves; Cuculiformes; Cuculidae
Gene: ACSF3
Product: acyl-CoA synthetase family member 3
Exons: 11
Coding region: 365-2128 (587 amino acids)
Biological process (GO): fatty acid metabolic process
Molecular function (GO): medium-chain fatty acid-CoA ligase activity
Source: RefSeq, a predicted model, not a curated record
GCGUCCGGUCAGCCGGGAGGGCUCCCGGGGCGGCCUUUGGGCCCCGGUUCUCCUUCCUCGCCGGCCUGGAGGGGCCGGGGAGGGAACGUGUCGCCCGGCGCCGCGAUCCGCAGCGGCUUUAACUGAAAUAUAAUCAUCGUCCCCUCCGUCAGGGCGCGCAGGAGCCGCGCGGGGGUCGAGCCCCGCGUCCCCGUUCGCCCCAGCCCCGCGUUGCGCCUCGGGGAGCCGGGGACACAGAAGCUGUGUAAGGAAGGGUCUCUGUCUCCUGUUCCAUCCGGGGAGGGCUGAGCGCACUGAGGAUGCAGCAGUCUGAAGCAUAAACAUUAAUAAUACAAAUCACUUCAAAACAAGCAGUGCUGGCAGGAUGCUGGUCUCCCUGCUCUUUCCCCAAGUAAGCCGACCCCUUCGUUGCCUCGUCCGGGACUUGCACCAUUGCAUAUGGAGGUUGGGUGGGCAGAAGAGGUCUGGCUGUUCCUGCAGGGGUCUGCAGACCACAGGGGCAGCCUACAGCAGUGACGUUGCUCCUGUCUUCACUAAGGCUUUGGCUUUCGGUGAUAAAAUUGCCAUCAUUGACCAAAAUGGUGAGCACACUUACAGGGACCUUCUCAGCCAGAGUCUGCGCUUGUCCCAGGAGAUCUGUAGAGCUCUGGACUGCUCUAGCAGGGACUUGAAAGAAGAGAGGAUCUCAUUUUUGUGUCCCAAUGAUGCCUCAUAUGUGGUGGCCCAGUGGGCUUCCUGGAUGAGCGGCGGCAUAGCGGUGCCCCUUUACAAGAAACACCCUGUGACGGAACUGGAGUACGUGAUUCAGGAUUCACAGAGCGCUCUGGUGAUUGCAGCAGAGGAGUAUGUGGGGAAAAUAACGCCAAGCGCUGAGAAGCUGGGAGUCCCGGUUCUGCCACUUCUUAGGUCUUGUAGUGAUGGAUCUGCAAGUCACCCAGCAGUGGAAGAGGGUCCCUUGACAACCUGCUCCUCAUGGAAAAACAGAGGAGCCAUGAUAAUCUACACUAGUGGGACCACUGGAAGACCGAAAGGUGUCCUCAGUACCCAUGAGAACGUGCAAGCUGUGACCACAGGGCUGGUUGAAAAAUGGGAGUGGAAGAAGGAGGAUGUUAUUCUGCACGUGCUGCCUUUACACCAUGUCCAUGGAGUGAUCAAUAAGCUCCUCUGUCCUCUCUGGGUGGGAGCGACCUGCGUCAUGUUACCCGAAUUCAAUGCGCAGAUGGUUUGGAAGAAGCUCCUAAGCUCUCAAGCUCCCCGUAUCAGUGUCUUUAUGGCAGUGCCCACUAUUUAUGCCAAGCUGGUAGAGUAUUAUGACAAGCAUUUUUUUCAGCCUCAAGUCCAGGAUUUCGUGCGUGCCUUUUGCCAAGAGAACAUCAGGUUAAUGGUUUCAGGCUCAGCAGCCCUGCCUGUGCCUGUCCUGGAGAAGUGGAAGAGCAUCACUGGGCACACGUUGCUGGAGAGGUAUGGGAUGACUGAGAUUGGGAUGGCGCUUUCUAACCCUUUGCAUGGAGUCCGUAUCCCAGGUUCUGUGGGAACUCCGCUUCCAGGGGUGGAAGUGUGCAUUGCCACCGAGACCUUGAAAGACGGUGCUCGUUCCUACACCAUCCAUGCUCAGGGAGAUGAAAGCAACACACAGGUGACGCCGGGUCUGGAGGGGCAAGAAGGGGAGCUGCUCGUGAGGGGACCCUCUGUCUUCCGCGAGUACUGGAACAGACCCAGAGAAACAGAAGAUGCCUUCACACCUGAUGGCUGGUUCAAAACAGGAGACACGGCAGCGUACAAAGAUGGUGUUUACUGGAUCAAGGGCCGCACCUCAGUAGACAUCAUCAAAAAUGGGGGGUUCAAAAUCAGUGCUCUGGAGGUGGAACGUCAUCUGCUCGCGCACCCACACAUCACAGAUGUGGCCGUGAUUGGACCUCCAGACAUGGUCUGGGGCCAGCGGGUUAGUGCCGUCGUGCAGCUGCGCAAGGGUGAGAUGCUGUCUGUGAAGGACCUGAAGGACUGGGCCAGGGACACCAUGGCACCGUACACCAUCCCAACCGAGCUGAUUGUGGUGGAGGAGAUCCCACGCAAUCAGAUGGGGAAAGUCAACAAGAAGGAGCUUCUGCAGCGCUUUUACCCAACCUAAUGCACCCUCUACCACAGUGCUGACAAGGUACCAGCAGUGAUUAGCAGCGGCAGCUCUGGGCUUACUGGUCUAAUAAAAGUCGGAUUCGUCCCACAUGGGCUCCUCUUUGGCUGAAUGAAGCCCGAGCUGCAGGGCCACUGUCCUUGUCAAGUGCUGCUUGCAGGAGGCUUGGGGCAGCCCUGGGUCUAGAAGCAAAAUGUGGGAUGAAUGCUGGGGGGACCUGGGAUCAGGGCUGCCCCCCCUGCCAGUGCUGGCGGCAGGCAUGUGCCAGCCAAAGUUGCUCUAUUUAUCCGGCACGUAAGCGGUGGGAGGCAGGUGAAAAACAGAGCACAAACACCUCUGCAUCCACCCUAAUUUGGUCCCAGCAGACAAGCCCCGCUGGCCCUCAGUGGGUCUCGGCACAUGAUGCUGGCCCAGCAGAGCCUCUCUGCCUGGGUGGGGAGGUCUGUCCAGGCACCCUGGCUCUCCUACCUUGCCUUCCUCUGCCUCUCUGGAUGCUCAUCCUUGUUCCCAUUACUGCCUUCCUCUGCCUGUCUGGAUGCUCAUCCUUGUUCCCAUUACUGCCUUCCUCUGCCUCUCUGGAUGCUCAUCCUUGUUCCCAUUACUGCCUUCCUCUGCCUGUCUGGAUGCUCAUCCUCGUUCCCGUUACUGCCUUCCUCUGCCUCUCUGGAUGCUCUUCCUUGUUCCAGCUCUGCCUCAGGCCACGCGCAACUUAUCGCCAGAUAAAAUUGCUCUUCAGAUUAAACUCCUGCCUUCAGCCAGCUGCGGUGAUGCCAGGCAAUUUUGCCACCUCUCUGCCUUUUCCCAUGGACUCAGGGAUUUCCCCAUAGUUUGGUUCAUAGAGAGG